AGCGAAUUGCCUGGCCAUGUUGUUGAAGCUGAAGAGCUUCGGAAGUUUAAGCUGGGCGCAAAUAAAUCUUUAUUACGUUGACUUUGAAGCUUAAUUUUUAACCAUUUUAAUGAAUUAAUGCUAGUGUAGCAAUACUUGAGUCGUUGUACUUCAUAUAGUUUUACUUUCUUCUAUUUCUUUCCUUUUCCUAACAAGUUGCUGGAGCCAUCUGGUUAUAGUCUUGGACUGUUCUUGGCUUGGCUUACAAUAUUCAUAAUAAUAAUAAUCAAGGAUUCUAGAGUGUCUUCUCUAGACUCCUUGUGCACUAUCAUACUCCGCGAUGUACUUGUGCGAGACUGCAAGCUUUGUGCGCGUGGUGAAGGGCCUGCUGCCGCCCGCUGAGGGGGAGCUGGAGGCCUUCCCCUUCCUCAAGCUGUUCCGGCGAUAUAACACCGACAGGGUGAGCUUGCCCCAGCACCCGGCUGACGGCAGCCACGAGGAGGAGGAGACAUUUGUGAACAACAAUACACAACAGAAGGCAGAGGAGGAGGAGAGGGAGGAGGAAGAGAAGGAGCAGGAGGAGGAGGAGGAGAAGGAGCAGAAGGUGAGCCUGAAGGAACAAGACGAGCUGUCUUCGUUCCCCGAGUUGCACGAACUGGAGGAAACACUGGACCCAUCUAGGGACGGGGAGCAACUCACACAGCAGGAGGAGGAGGAGGAGCAGGAGGCAGUGAGCCCCAAGGAACAAGACGAGUUGUCUCUGUUCCUCGAGCUGCAAGAACUAGCGAAAAGACAGGAGGAGGAACUGAAGCAAUCAGGGGAAGGGGAGCAUGUCAAACAGAAGGAGGAGGAGGAGGAGGAGGGAGAGAGCCGCAAAGAGCAGACCGAGUUAUCGUCGUUCCUCGAACUGAUGAAACUUGUGAAGAGACAAGAGGAGAUGCUGAAGACACCUGAGGACGGGGAGGAAAUCAAAGAGAAGGAGAAGGAUGAGAAGAACAUGGAGGAGGAGAAGGAGGAGGAGGAGGAAGAAGGAGUAAACCUCAAAGAACAAGACGAGUUGUCUUUGUUCCUCGAGCUGCAGGAACUUGUGAAGAGACAAGAGGAGAUGCUGAAGACACCUGAGGACGAGAAACCAAUACAAGAGGAGAAGAGAGAUAAUAACAUGGAGGAGGAGGCGGCGGAGGAGGCGAAGGAGGAGGAGGGAGGCAGCCUCAAGGAACAAGACGAGCUGGCGUUGUUCCUGGAGCUGCAGGAACUUGUGAAGAGACAAGAGGAGAUGCUGAAGACACCUGAGGACGAGAAACCAAUACAAGAGGAGAAAGAUACUAACACAGAGGAGGAGGAGGAGGAGGGAGGCAGCCUCAAGGAACAAGAUGAGCUGGCGUUGUUCCUGGAGCUGCAGGAGAUGGUGAAGGCGCAGGAAAAGGCACUAGAACAGCUGAAGGAUGUGGAGGUCACCAAACAGAAGUCCCGCAAGAGGGUGACCUUCUCCCUGGACAACGUGGCCCUCCCCGUCAAGGAGCGGGAGCUGUACAAUGGGCGGGAGUACUUCAAGUUCGGGCGCGGCCUGCUGGCCCUGCGUCCCGACCUGCGCCGCCAGGGUGACCAAAAGUCCCGCAAGAGAGUGACCUUCUGCCUGGACAACGUGGCCCUCCCCGUCAAGGAGCGGGAGCUGUACAAUGGGCGGGAGUACUUCAGGUGCCGCCGCCGCCUCCUGACGCUGCGCCCUGAGUUGGGCCGUCAAGAAAUGACCGCCCCGCCCCGCCGCCCGUCCCGCAUCCCCGUGCCCCGCCCCGCCAGGACGGCCUCGGCGUGGAACCCAACCCAACCUUCCCUCCGUGAACCAGUCCACGCCCUCAUAACCACCCCGCCCCGCCGCCCAUCCCGCAUCCCCGUGCCCCGCCCCGCCAGGACGGCCUCGGCGGGGAGCCCAACCCAGCCUCCCUUCCAUGAACCAGUCCACACCCUUACAGCCAUCAGCAACCGUUCCCGCCCCGCAUCCACAUCCCCGCCCCCCACCCCCCCGCCCCCCCUCCCCCCUCCUGCUCUAGGCGAAGAGUAAGGUGUUCAGCAGACAAGGGGCUGGUGCAGGAUUUCUCUUACUAUUAUAUAUCAUUACUUUUAAC
Eriocheir sinensis (Chinese mitten crab) is the source of this 2105-nucleotide messenger RNA. Its product is annotated as trichohyalin-like. Lineage: Eukaryota; Metazoa; Arthropoda; Malacostraca; Decapoda; Varunidae. The coding region runs from base 320 to 2041 and encodes 573 amino acids. The record is from RefSeq and is a predicted model, not a curated record. The transcript has 2 exons.